Molecule: messenger RNA, 1455 nt
Organism: Amoebophrya sp. A25
Lineage: Eukaryota; Dinophyceae; Syndiniales; Amoebophryaceae
Source: the annotation of a GenBank genome assembly
UGCCGGUCGCGACAGCACGAGUAACUUUACGCCUAAUGCGUCCUCUGUGAUUCCGCCAGCAGCGGCUGUGGCGGCACCUGUGUACGAAGGCAGAAUAACACGACAAAGCACGAAUUUGCUGUUAAGGCCAUGGAGGGAAGACUUUUGUGAGUGUAAAUCGUAACGGCAACCAAGUAGAUCUAGAUUUAUGAUCACGUUCACGACAGCAAAUGAAAAUGAUAAUGAUAUUGGUACAGUGAUUUUUUAUGUAUCUUCUACUUCUUGAUCUUGCCUUGUUACUUACCUCAUCUAAACAGCGGCAGAAGAACGACAUUGAAUCAGGUUCCUCCAGCUCAAGGCGACAAGAAGGAUGAAGAGAAAAUCGAUGCUGCAAAGCGAGGCAGGGAAACGACGAAUAUCAUGGCAACCGCCAGCACCGAGCAAACGGGACCAUCUGCACCACCUGUACCUGCGAGAUAUCCUAGUCCUAUGAUCUCCAAGUUUUCUAUCGUUGGAAAUCAGGGCAGGAAUCAAUCCAAUCAUGAGGUGGAUCAAGAUUCUAGUACUUUGCAUCUUCAGAGUACUAGUCCCCGAGGAGUGACAGCUGCAACGACAGCUGCCAUGCCAGCACCUCCACAGCAACAGCACUCGAUGCCUCCACGUUUAUCUCAGUUCCAAUUGGUUCCACGACCUUCGGUUACAUCGCUUCAUCAGAGUGGUAAUAUUAUGGCACCACAAGAACAUGGAGGACCGAUCUUGGCACCACAAUCGCAGCCCCAUUUCACCACAACCACUACAACAAGUCAACCGGUACAACACCAGUCGUCACCGCCGUCAAGCAAAAUUCAGCAUGGAGGCCACAAUCAAUUUGGAUACAACGUUACGGCUCGCAACUCCUUUUCAAUCUGAUUAUACCUACUUACGCUUAGUUCUUACCAUGUAAGUAAGAAGAGAGCAAGUCCAAGCAGGGUUAGGAUUCUUUUGCGCGUCCUGUCAACAAGAAUACUGAAACUACACAUCAACCUCUUUUCCUCUAACAUCUUCGACAACACGAUAGAACGACAGCCUUGGUAUCCUGGGGGACUCGAUUCUACGUUGAAUACGAUCACGAACUCCAUCAUUCCUGCGUGUAGUAGUCCUGGCCUCAUCAUGGAUAGUGCACGUCGCGGCUUAGGCGCCAGUGGCCUAGGUGCCAGUCCUUGGUCGAUCAACGCGAGCAGCCCGAACGCAGGAUCUGAGUCUGAGGGGGGGCUCUUAUGGCUUGUUUAAGUAUGUACUACUUGAUUAGGUCCCUCCACAGUACUAGUGUCGUCUUCAUAGUACUGUCUUCGACCGUAGUGCUAGUGACAACAAUCAACAUAAUCUACUUCUGUAGUCCGUCCGAACGACCUCCGUGCUUUUCGAAUUCUCUUUCAUUAAUCGCUUUAUCUUCGAUCUCCCACUGCUUCAUACCCUGCUCCAGCAACGUCUCCCGGC